AUGAGCGUCUUGACAGUAGCUGGGACAAAUAUCCCAGAUCCCACACUCUCCUACCCUUACUCACAUUCUCCCGCCCCUAUUUCCUCUUUGCCGCCUCAUCCUGCGCCCUCGGUGGCUGACGGCGCCUUUACUCGCCCCGAGCGAAAAUCCUACAUUGCGACCACCGCCUCUCCCAUAGCGCCGGCGCGAACGAUCAGCAACCACCAUCACUCACGGACUGUCUCUUCAAACACCCUGCCACCCUCCAACUCUUUUGUGACCAUUGUCACUGUGCCGUCUGGCACAGGCCAUUCUCGAAUUCCCUCCACCUCCUCACAUUCGCGUCAUUCCUCCACUUCGAAUGCCACGAUGAGCAUGCACAGACAGGGCACAACCUCUUCGGCCGCCAGCAUCCCACGUCGUUCUACGUCUGGCCGCUCGACAGCCACGAAUAGCCCUACAUCGUACGUAGCACUGAUGCGAAAACAAAAGGCAACCGUUUGGUGCGAUCGAGCUCAAAACAUCGACCCCCGGCUUGCCGCUGCCCAGAAAGCAGCCAAACACCGCGCGGCCCUUGAGGUUCAGAGUGUUGGUCAUGGCGGACGGACAAGCACCAUCUCGUCAGGUGGCGUGGUUGGCAAGAUCAGACACGGCGGUGUCCCGAAAGCACCCGGGUAUGUCCCGGCGAACCUAACCGGCGCGUCUGUGCCUGUACGACUAAGUGCCAAUGAAGCACUGGGCGAUGAAGAAGAGGAAGGACGAAGCUUCACUGGCGACAAUAGUAUGGUACAUGCCCGGACUGGCAGUGGGAGAAGCAGCACCAACAGCGCCAAAUACCGGAGCGGGUAUCCACGUCCAGAUCAAGGACGAUUUAGCAGCACAAGCACACCACCUAGCGAAGGGUCACCAGGGCAAGGUAUCCCAGAAGACGCGGAAAACGCCGAAGAUGCGAAGCACGACUACUUCGUCCACAGCGACAAGUCUACCCCUGGUAGGGAGAGUGAGGACUCAUUCGGCGAGCUGAAGGAGAUUUCUGGUCCCAGCGCUGUGCAACGGGCACUGGAGCAAGCGAAGAAAGCCGAGGAUCUGCGCAGAAGAGGGAGCGUGGACGAGCGGACGAUGAGCAUGGGUCAGCCUGGAGUAAGGCUGUUUGUGGCGAAUCCAGAUAUCGACGACUGA
Messenger RNA from Fonsecaea pedrosoi CBS 271.37, 1158 nucleotides. RefSeq lists its product as uncharacterized. NCBI's taxonomy places the organism in Eukaryota, Fungi, Ascomycota, Eurotiomycetes, Chaetothyriales, Herpotrichiellaceae. The transcript has a single exon. The coding region runs from base 1 to 1158 and encodes 385 amino acids. The record is from RefSeq and is a predicted model, not a curated record.